AUGGGCUUCAAAUUCACCCUUUUGUGUGAUCUGCUGUCCAACCUGGACGACAGCAAAACGGUCAAGGCAUCCACGGCAGCCAGGAACCAGAAUCCAGACAUUAGAACAGUCGCCCAGUGGUUUUCUCGACAUGAACGGGCCAUUCAUCAUGCGGAAACAGACAGAGUCGCGUUACUUUCGUGCAUGUUCCCCGAAAAACGAACGGACCGAGUAUACUGGCUGCAAGCCAUGCAGCUAUCAAGAGUCAUCGGACGCUGCUUGGGUUUGGGAUCGUCGCGACUUUCCGAACUCAAUCGAUGGCAAACUCACUGUGGCUUUGAUCUCGGAGGAUGUGUCGAAAACGUCAUGCGACAAGCCGAGAAUUACAUUCCGGCAGGCCAGGAGUUGACAGUAGAAGAAAUCGAUCGCGCCAUGGCUAUGAUUGCAUCCCGGUGCCGCUUCUCUGGCCCUCUGGCCCGCCGGAAUCGUACAGCUGUGGAUGUUGACGAAAUUCUAACGAAAUUAUACCGUCGAUCAAGUAGCCGAGAUGCCAAAUGGCUCACUCGCAUGAUUCUCAAAAGCUACUCUCCUGUCGUUUUUCCAGAACAGUAUACACUGGGGAAAUUUCACUUUCUCCUUCCACAUCUGCUCAAGUUUCAGAACUCCUUUGAAGGGGCGUUGGACAUGCUCGCUUCCGACCCAAUAAACCACUUCCCUCCAAACCCGGAUCCCCAAUCAGCCAGAAGUCUUAGCACGAUUGCUCUAAAGCAUAUGCACCCUCGUCCUGGUAUUAAGGUGGGGCGACCUGAUUAUUACAAAGCCCGGAGUAUCAAACAUUGUCAUCAAAUGGCCAACGGUCGACGAAUGAGCAUUGAACGGAAAUACGAUGGUGAAUACUGUCAGAUCCACGUCGACCUCUCUAAUAAGUAUACCCCCAUUCAGAUCUUCUCCAAAAGUGGCAAGGACUCGACCGCAGAUAAAGAUAAGAUCAUACCUGUGAUAGAAGAAUCUCUCCGCACUGGAUUUCCCGACUGCAAAUUUGCGCACCGCUGUAUCGUUGAGGGAGAACUGCUUGUAUGGAACGAUCAGGAUGGUGGCCUUAUGGACUUCAACAAAAUUCGAAGGUUUAUUCCACGAUCUGGUAUUAUGAUUGGCGUUGAUAAUGAUUCUCCGCCGCAGCCGUACGAGCACUUGAUGAUCAUGUUCUUUGACAUUCUUCUCCUUGACAACGACGUAUGUCUUGCCAAGCCUCAUCGGGAAAGACGACUACUCUUACAGAAAGUUGUGAAGACCAUCCCUGGCUGGGCGGAGCUCGCCCGUCAGGAAGUUCUGGACUUCAACCGAGUUGAUAGUUAUCAUCGGCUCGAGAAGAGUUUUGAGAAAGCAAUUACUCAGCAAUGGGAGGGAUAUGUCUUGAAGGCUUCCGACGAGCCUUAUUUUCCGAUAUACUCUACUGGUGUGGAUCAUAUGUUUGGCCGGUGGAUCAAACUCAAGAAAGAUUAUAUACCGGGCCUUGGAGACACAUUAGACGUUGCCCUGGUCGGCGCCAGCUACAACGCACGGGACGCUCCUGAUCUGGGACAAAUAAAAGGGCUGAAAUGGACUCAGUUUUUUGUAGGCUGCCUUCUGAACCCAGAGCACGUCAAAGAGGGCAACGCUUUGCCGCGUUUCCGAAUUGUUGAUGUGGUUGGCCGACACUCCAUGAACAUUCAGACCAUGCAAACCCUCAACCAAGAGGGCGAGUUUUAUGCACGUCAACCUGAAACGUUCGAAGGCUUUCACAUUGAUUACGGACACAACGCCCUUCCCACUGCAACCACCUUGUUCAAGCAUCCAUUCAUCGUUGAAAUGCUGGGUAGUGGAUUUGAAAAGCCGUCCGGUGCGAGAUACUUCACACUUCGAUUUCCUCGGAUCUUGAAGAUACACUCGGAUAGAACGCUGGAAGAGUGUACCUCUUUCCAUGAACUGCUGACUGCAGCAGAGCAUGCCCGGGCCGCGCCUGUGGAUGAACUAGAAGAACGCGAGAAAUGGUCCAAACGCCUCAAGGUUGGGAGUGGAUUCAAUCAAUAUAUUGUGCGAUCACCAAGCCCAGAAGCGACUUGUUCAGACACCGACGAGGAGACAAAUUCCACGUCAUCCCAGAUCCCACAAGCCACCACUGCUUCUGAAGAAAGUUUCAUGGAUGUAUGUCCAUUGAUGGGAGGCCUGGAUGGAGAUCCAAUAGGGAAAGGCAGCCACGAUCGAUCAUACAAUGACCGUCCACUGUCCCCUUUAGUCUACAUCAAUGAGACAAUACUUCCCGUGGAAGAUAAGAAUCCUCUUCCUGGGAUCAGUAUACUCGUGGACAAGGAGAAUCUACCGUCUCGUCAAAACUACAGUCAGAAUGAUGGAAAUAUCGCAUCGCAGGAAUUACAAGAGACACAAGAACGGCAUUUGGAAAGACUAUUGGUGCCUGUACCAUCCCAGCAGAAACGCAAGAUGUCACCCCAAUCCCCUUUAACAACAAUCCCCAUAUGGACGCCUGAGACCUCCCUGGGGAGUUUUACACUUCCCCGAAUUGAUGAAAAGUCCAGCAAUGAGCGCGAGUCUUGUGAUUUGGUUGAAUUCGUUCGAUAUCUCUGCUGCGAUGGAUCCGCUUCUUCUCUCCAACAAUCAAACCCCUAUGCCGCAUCACAGGGGACAGUAUUUGGCAUUGUCCUGUUUGAUCCGAAAGGAACUCAGCUAGGCAAAGAAAUGCACCGUCUCGCCACAACCCUUUCUACGUUCGUCCACACUGGAACAAGUCGAGUCCCGUCUAUGGGAAGCAUAUUCUUUUUGGGCCCAAGUAUGUUGCACCGUGAUCUACGUCCCGAUGACCUUCGUUUCUGCCUGCGUGAUACGUGGACGGGCAUUGGACGUGAUCAUUUCUACGGGUGUCUUUCGUGGGAUCUCAGCAAGCGAUGUGAUGGUAUAUCCAUCGCACAAGAUGAGCUCCACUCUGGAUCGAAUCGCUGUGGUUAUGACAUGACAUCAGAGCCUGCGCGCUCUGUACCAAGGACCCCAUGGAUUGAGAUGACCUUUGAUGAAACCGCCAUUGCUAUAUUGGGCGAGUAUAUCUCGAUCGAACCUCUAGCUCAUUUUUUGUAUAAGUGA
Molecule: messenger RNA, 3111 nt
Organism: Penicillium verrucosum
Lineage: Eukaryota; Fungi; Ascomycota; Eurotiomycetes; Eurotiales; Aspergillaceae
Product: ATP dependent DNA ligase domain protein
Exons: 2
Coding region: 1-3111 (1036 amino acids)
Biological process (GO): nucleotide-excision repair, DNA gap filling; DNA recombination; double-strand break repair via nonhomologous end joining
Cellular component (GO): DNA ligase IV complex
Molecular function (GO): ATP binding; DNA ligase (ATP) activity; DNA binding
Source: RefSeq, a predicted model, not a curated record